Messenger RNA from Exophiala spinifera, 1485 nucleotides. RefSeq lists its product as uncharacterized. The transcript has a single exon. Gene Ontology annotation, molecular function: histone deacetylase activity. The coding region runs from base 1 to 1485 and encodes 494 amino acids. Lineage: Eukaryota; Fungi; Ascomycota; Eurotiomycetes; Chaetothyriales; Herpotrichiellaceae. The record is from RefSeq and is a predicted model, not a curated record.
AUGGCCAUUGUCGAAGAAUACUCGGGUCCCGCAGAGACGGGCUCCUCGUCAACAUUCACACUCUCGUCCAAGAUCCAACGUGAAAUAGAAUCAAAUUCAAUAUCUCGGCCCAAAGGAUACCGAGUAUCAUGGCACUACAAUCCAGCCGUCGAAAACCACCACUUCGGACAGACUCACCCCAUGAAACCGUGGCGACUAACUCUCACCAAAUCCCUCGUCCUCUCCUACGGCAUGCACACGGCAAUGGACACAUACAUCCCGCGCCCGGCGACCAAAGAGGAACUCGCCGAAUUCCACAAGGAUAGCUACGUCGACUUCCUCUCGGUCGCGACGCCGCAGAAUAUCUACGAAAUGUACCCUGAGCUCGCCGCAGGGCCUACAGGCUACAGCUCGGCCAUCUUCGGAGUCGGCGACGAUUGUCCGAUCUUUGACGGCCUCUUCGCCUUCUGCUCCACAUACACCGGCGCAUCCAUCGACGCCGCACGCAAACUCUGCAACAAACAGUCCGACAUCGCGAUCAACUGGUCUGGCGGCCUCCACCAUGCCAAAAAGGCCGAGGCGAGCGGUUUCUGCUACGUCAACGACAUCGUGCUCGCCAUCCUACAGCUGCUCCGCCACCACCCCCGCGUUCUGUACAUCGACAUCGACGUGCACCACGGCGACGGAGUCGAACAGGCCUUCUGGAGCACCGACCGGGUCAUGUGUGUGUCGUUCCACAAAUACGAUAGAGAAGUAUUUUUCCCCGGCACGGGGCCGCUCGAGUCCACGGGGCCCAUCCACCCGGACAACCCGGGCAAGAACUACACCAUUAACGUGCCGCUCAACGACGGCAUCGACGACGAAGGCUACGCGUACCUGUUCCAGAACGUCAUCGAGCCGACCGUCAAGACCUUCAACCCGACCGCGAUCGUCCUCCAGUGCGGCGCCGACAGCCUCGGGCAUGACAGACUCGGAUGCUUCAACCUGAACAUCCGCGGCCACGGCAGCUGCGUGAGCUUCGUCAAGAGUUUCGGCAUCCCGAUGCUCGUCGUCGGCGGCGGGGGGUACACGCCCCGGAACGUCGCGAGGGCGUGGGCCCACGAGACGUCGAUCCUCAUCGGCGCCGACAAGACGCUCAACCCCGAGUUGCCCGAGUUCAUGCCCCACCGCGAGGCGUUCCGGAGGGAGGGCUUCACGCUCUUUCCGAACCUGAGCGCGUGGAAGAAGGAAAACAUGAACUCGCGCGCCGAUAUCGAAAAGAUCAUCCGCCACGUGAGGGAGCAGCUGGCGUACAUCCGCGGCGCCCCGAGCGUGCAGAUGCACCACAUCCCGCCCGACUUGCAGGGCUGGAGGGAAGAAGCCGAAGAUGAUCUGAGAGCCAAGAGGAACGAGAGGGACGAAGCCAGGGAAGACCGGGACGGCGCGGGGGGCCUGGUUGCGAAGGCGAGCAGGAGGAGAGAGCUAGAACGGAACGGUCCCUCUGCUGGAAACACAUUUUUGUCCUGA